Aquila chrysaetos chrysaetos is the source of this 1128-nucleotide messenger RNA. RefSeq names its product G-protein coupled receptor 55-like. Gene Ontology annotation, cellular component: membrane. The transcript is spliced from 4 exons. Gene Ontology annotation, molecular function: G protein-coupled receptor activity. Gene Ontology annotation, biological process: positive regulation of Rho protein signal transduction; phospholipase C-activating G protein-coupled receptor signaling pathway. The annotation marks the transcript as partial. Lineage: Eukaryota; Metazoa; Chordata; Aves; Accipitriformes; Accipitridae. The record is from RefSeq and is a predicted model, not a curated record.
UGAAAUGAAACAGCAUCAAGAUCAGUAACUCAUAUCUCUGAAAGGCUUUAUUUACAGGUUACAUUUGCUGUGACAGAACUGGCUAGAAGAAAGGACCAGGUAUUCCUGUGCAUUUGCAUUUGUAAGCAAUUCCACUGCAAUUCAGCACACAGCAGCCCAAGACAAAAAGUGAUUUUCUUCUCUUCCAGCAUACCUGGAGAUAUGAAUGACACCCGUACCAAGAGCAAUAUCAAUAAUAUCAGCACUACUGUGGAACUGUUCCAGCUCAUCAUGUACACCCCCACAUUUACCCUAGGAUUGCUGUUCAAUGUGAUGGCUCUGUCGUUCCUGUUUUUUAAGGUUAAAAAGCUGUCAGAAUCUACAAUCUACAUGAUAGCCCUUAUUUUCUUGGACACUUUGCUGCUGUUUACUCUUCCUUUUAAAAUAAUUUCCUACCACCUUCAGGACAACUGGAACUUGGGGUCUGUGUUUUGCUCCACCUUGGAGAGUCUUUACUUUGUAAACAUGUACGGCAGCAUUCUCAUCUCCCUCUGCAUCUGUGUAGACCGGUACAUAGCUAUCCAGCACCCUUUCAUGGCUCCUACCCUGCGAUCUACCAAGAAAGCUGCUAUGGUCUGUGCUGUCAUCUGCCUGGGCACCUCGGCCGGGACAGUCUUUACUUUCCAACUGCAUGGAGAGGGCUACAACAUCUCAUCCUGCUUCCAUAACUUCUCCAAGAGCACGUGGGAAAACGCAGGCCUGUUCAGCGCCUUGGAGACCACCUUCUUCGGCAGCAUGGCAGCCAUGACCUUCUGCACCGCUCAGACCGUCAGGUGCUUGAGAAAGCACAGAAAACGAGACAACCCCCAAACACACACCACUAGAGCAGAGAAGAUAGUGGUAACAAAUGUUGUCGCGUUUUUGGUCUGUUUCACGCCUUACCACAUGGCCUACUUUGUGUACUUUUUGGUGAAGAACAACAUCAUUCACACCAGUUUUCAGCAAGUGCUACGAGACAUCGUUCAGGGCACCCUUUGCUGGGCAAACCUGAACUGCUGUCUUGAUGGGGUGUGUUAUUAUUUUGUUUUAAAGGAGUCCUUGGAAGACCCAUUACGAAACAGGGAAAAGACAGCCACGCGAAAGCCUUGA